Messenger RNA from Hypoxylon trugodes, 1636 nucleotides. RefSeq lists its product as uncharacterized. The transcript has a single exon. The record is from RefSeq and is a predicted model, not a curated record. NCBI's taxonomy places the organism in Eukaryota, Fungi, Ascomycota, Sordariomycetes, Xylariales, Hypoxylaceae. The coding region runs from base 366 to 1418 and encodes 350 amino acids.
AACUUAUUUUAUAGGAUGUUAAUUCCUUUGCCCUAGCUAUUAUCGACGGUGACGGUGCUGUAUUUCGCGAAGAAUGGAUUACACAAGGCGAAGAGGGUGGCGCCAUAGCCGCCCACGAACUACGCACCGAAAUUAAACAGCAUCUUAAAAAUAUUUAUCCUAACGUUAACGUUGAAUCAUGGCAUAUAAUUGUCCAGGUUUUCCUUAACCUCGAAGGUUUAUCUAGAAAAUUAUACAGCGUCGAUCUUAUAAGACAUACGAACGAGUUAGCCGCAUUUACUCGGGGCUUUAGCCGUUCUCAAGGCCUUUUCUCAUUUAUCGAUGUUGGCUGGGGCAAAGAGCAGGCCGACUACAAAGUCCGCGAAAUGCUUCGCGUUAUGGUUUACAAUUUACAAUGCAAACACAUUAUUUUCGGGCCUUGUCACGACAAGGGCUAUAUUGUGGAGUUGAGGCCAUACCAACUCGAGACGGUGAUAUCUACCAAACUCAGCCUACUUGAAACUACGCCUGCCCCACGCGACUUUCAGGAAUUGCGCUUCCGUAGAGUCCAAUUCCCUAACGUUUUUCGUUCCGAACUCCUUCCGGAGAGCCCGGCGCCGACAUUUACCCCCUCAUUGCCGCCAACUAACUCGACCAACUAUGCCGACGUCGCUUCAAAGUGGAGGUCAAACAGUCCUUUAGUUAACGAAUUUAAGAGUUUUAUGAUUUCGCCUUCAGAGAAACCGGUGAAAUCGACAAAGUCACCAAAGCCGGUCGCCAACAAAGGCAAAUACUACAUCAUUAAUUCAUCAGGCGAACGCCUCGAUGAGCCAUUGCCGCGAUGUGAUCCGAAUGCGGAAGCGCGCUUGGCCGAGCGUACAAAAAAGGAGUCCAGAGGACCCUGCAAUCGAUAUCACCUCCUCGGUAGCUGUGAUGAAUACUACUGCACAUAUUACCACGGUGAACGAUUUGGGCCGGCCGAGUUACUUGUCCUGAGGAUUAAAGCUAGAGGAUCACCUUGCAAUUUCCGCGGUCAGUGUGUUAAUGCCGGAUGCGCCUGGGGCCAUAAUUGCAGGUACGGCGGCAAGAAGUGUACAAGAAACGGCAGUUGUAAUUUUGCUUUUUCGCAUGAUUGGGAUUUGGUGAGUUCUCUUGUUUUCCUAUCCCCCCAAUUCGACUGCCUUACGUGGGUAUUUCUCUGCUACUUGCUACAUCGUGACUUGGCCAUUGCUCAGCUAUUAAAGCAGAGACCACCUAGUCAUUCUGUAAAGUGUUCUAAACAUCCACUCACUUUACCUCUUGUCACAUUCGUUUUGGCAAACAUGGAUACUAAUACUAGAAUAGACACCAGCCGAGAAGAUCUACGAGUUUGGUUCGCCCGAGAAGAUGUGACUUUGACGAGCACAGACAAACAACUGUUCCAACAUUCAACCGAUUAAAAUUCUUACCGUAUUCAUCGGGUAUUGAAGAGUACAGACCAACAUUAUUCGACAUAACACUGUCAAGAUGUUUGACGGAACCAUAGUCUCUUUCUACUGGCUGGGCACUGUGAGUACCUGGCUCGUGCUGAUGGCCCUACAGUUACCUCGACAGGAAUCAUCCAAUGUUACUAGUCAUACUAUGGAUCUUCCCAAGGAAGGUAUAAGGAGCUUAACAU